Molecule: messenger RNA, 2268 nt
Organism: Leucoraja erinaceus (little skate)
Lineage: Eukaryota; Metazoa; Chordata; Chondrichthyes; Rajiformes; Rajidae
Product: synaptonemal complex protein 2-like
Exons: 15
Coding region: 1381-2268 (295 amino acids)
Source: RefSeq, a predicted model, not a curated record
GAGUGGAGGCAGGUGUCUAUAUCAGACGCUGCCACACAUUCCACAUGUACACGAACUCUAGAGGGAGCCUGAGACAGAGGUGGCAGUGAAGACACGUUAUGGGAGAAGAAUUGCACCAGGACAACUGAAGCCAUGCCGGUUAAAAGCGAGUUCACGCUUUGCUCCCUUAUUGACGGGGCUUUCAAUGCCAAUGCUUUUCAAGCUUUGGAGGAAUUUCUGUUGGAUACAAAUGACUAUCCACCUCAGCAUUGCACCAAGCCGGCCCUGAACAAGCUCGACAAGUUGGCACACAAGGAAAUGGAUAAAAACCAAUUCUCGAACAUCUCUCUACUCUUGAAAGCGGUGCAGAGAUUUACCAAGGAUGAAUCUGAUGUUGGUCUGAAUGAUUUAAUUAAGCAUGGUCUCAUUCAGAAGAUAAGUAGACUUAUUCAGCUUGGGCAUUUUCGUAUCGAAGGCUAUUUUUUUCAAUCACGAGGAAUUGCAGGUGCUGCAAAUUUUGCUGAGAACUCGAAGUGCUGGAGGAACUCAGCGGGUCGGGCAACCUCUCUGGAGGAUGUGGAUAUGUGACCUUUUGGGUCUGGACCUUCAGUCUGAAGAAGGAUCCCGACACACAGCGUCACCUAUCCAUGUUCUCCACAGAUGCUGCCUGAGCCGCUGAGUUACUCCAGCUACAAUGCUUAUCACUAUAUUUCUGAAUCUUCCCCUUGUGAACUUUGCUCUACUUGAGAUGGGUUUGAUUGUAUUUAUUGAGUAUUAUCUAUUUGGAAAGAAUGCAAAACAAAGUUUUUCAUUGUACCUCGCUACACUUGACAAUAAUAAAGGGCCUGUCCCACUUGGGCGUCAUUUGCCGCCAUUUACGCAACAAGUGCUCUUGAGGGCCCUGCUUCUUUUGGGAGCCAUUUGCGACGUCACUCGUACUUAGUCUGAUCUCCGCGGCAGGGAUUUUCCCAGUGAAAAUGUUCAAAACUCUGCGCGCUUUAUACCCGGGUGGUCACGUGGCGCGGCACUCAAAUGGCGUACGCGGCGAAGCAUGGUUACGGACGUUGACGCACGGUGACGCAUAAUAAAUUAGCAUAGGCAAUGUCCGUGCGUAACCAUGUGUCACCACGCGCUGCACGUACGCCAUCCGUACGUCAGCGUGCGACAGGGAUACGUCACGCAGGUGGUGACCGUGGAUUUUGAGCAUUCCAAAAUCCUGGGGCGCCGCGAGUUACCGCGCGUCACUGCAUACGCCACCACGUGUCGCCACGCGCCAACCGAUUUUUAGGAUGUCGCGCGAAUGACCUGCUAAUGUCACCCAAGUGGGGCAGGCCAUAAGCCUGAGCCUAAUGUUUGCAAAAUUCAUUUCCUAAAGUAACUAAGUCUCCUGUGUUGUUUCACAUGCUCCUUUGGUUCGAGCGGGCUACAGAGUUUAUGAAAACCGUUGAGCUGAAAGCAAAUGAGUCUCUCGUGACUUUGGUUGAAGAUAUCUUUGACACUGCAUUGGUAAUUUGCAAAUGCAGCGGGGAAGGCCAAAUUCAGCUCCUGGAUGGUUUCCUACUGCAACUAGGCCAUGGUGUGACUGACUUCCGUCUCAAAAUUACUAUAAGACUGGAGGCCUUGAGAACCUUUAAUUCGAUGCUUGAUUUAAUCUCUCGUGAGAGGAAGAUAAAAUUUCACUUGUCUGAAGAAGCACAUGGUUUAAUGCUUGACCUGGCAAAAACGAUCCUGGAUGUUGGCGACUAUGAAAUUCAGGUCGCCAUUUCUGAGGCGUUGUGCCGAAUGACCGACAGGAAGACGCGGGAGACACUUAUUGAUACGUGGUUUGACGAGAGGAAUGGAAACGCAUUCAAAGAGAUUAAAGACUUUGAAUUUGAAACUGACUGCCGAAAAUUUCUCAACAGACUGAACGCAAGCCUUUUGAAUAAAAGAAGAGUCUACACUUAUCCCUGUAACUCUGCUUUCCUAGAUCUGAAUGAGUUGAAGAUGCCAGCUGAUGAUAAACUGGAGAACUUCUGGAUUGACUUCAACCUGGGCAGUCACAGUGUGACGUUCUUUAUCAAGGAUGAUCACGAUGCUGAGAAUGACCUCUGGGAAACAGUCAGCUUGUCAUAUGAAGCUGUCAAAACUUUUGUUGUGGAAGGGAACGAGCUUAUGGAGGAGGAGGUAGUGAGGAUGGGACUAUACAAUGUAAGGAGCAUUAUGCAGGGGGGUGUAAAAGUUAAAAGUUCGCAGGUGUCGUCCAUUAAAAAUGGCGUCAUGGUCGGCAUGGUUCUGACUAUCAGAUAA